This is a messenger RNA of Prunus avium (sweet cherry), 594 nucleotides long. NCBI's taxonomy places the organism in Eukaryota, Viridiplantae, Streptophyta, Magnoliopsida, Rosales, Rosaceae. The record is from RefSeq and is a predicted model, not a curated record.
AUGUUUGCAGCUGAAAGUUCAGACGUCAGGAAUACAGGCCAUCGUUGCGAGAAGAUAUGCAUCACAUUGUUGUGCCUGUUGUUCGUUGCUGGUGCUUAUACCUGGUUUUUUAUCCCAAAGAGAAUGACAGGGUAUACAAAUCCCAAAUUCAGCAUCAACGGUGCUUAUCUUAAUCGAUUCAAUAAUUAUACCGAAAUCAACCAUACUUUCUCCUACAAUCUCCUCCUCAACAUCACUCUCACAAACCCUAACCAGAAAAUCGACUUUGAGUGGAGUGACACCCAAGUCAUUGCAUACUAUCACAAUGAGAGAUUUGGUCUUGUGACUUUGAUCGAUAGGUGGACAUCCAUUCACCAAGACCCCAAGAACACAACUAUUUUUCAGAAUGCCCUUAUUCAAGGGUGGAAGCCUCUACUGUUUGAGGAACAUGUGCUUCCCAAUGCUACUCACCAUUACCGUAUUGACUUGGUGAUUGCUUUCCAUGAAAAGAUUCAUCGAUCGCUUGCCCAGGUUUCGUGCAACCUAACUGUUCCACUGAGUUUUAAUGUAACAUCUUUUGAUGGUUUCAACACUACAAAGUGCUCCUAUAUUUAA